Molecule: messenger RNA, 1574 nt
Organism: Acanthopagrus latus (yellowfin seabream)
Lineage: Eukaryota; Metazoa; Chordata; Actinopteri; Spariformes; Sparidae
Product: MOB kinase activator 2
Exons: 5
Coding region: 347-1030 (227 amino acids)
Biological process (GO): positive regulation of protein phosphorylation; signal transduction
Cellular component (GO): cytoplasm; nucleus
Molecular function (GO): protein kinase activator activity
Source: RefSeq, a predicted model, not a curated record
GUGGAGCCUGUUGGGUGUGGGACUCCAGACAAAGGCGACGCAAACACACUGACACAGGAUCACCGUGAAGGAGAGGCGAGACAGCGGGAGGGGAGACGCGCCACACAAACUCCUGGACUAGUUUUGUUUUCAAAUCUGGAAGAAAAAAAAACAAACUUUUUUUUUUUUUGCCAUGUGUUUGUCAGCUGUAUGGAUUCAUCUGUGAGCUGAGAGGCAUGUUUGUGUCGGAGCAGCAGCAGCAGCGGGGAACAUAUGCCGUGCGGAUGAUGAAGUGUGUGGGUUAGUGUGUUUGGGGAUGGAAAAGUGGGGCUGGCACGACCGACAGCUGUGCGCUUAGCUCUGCGCCAUGGGGGGGUGCCACAGCUACCCCUCGGCCACCAAGACGGACAGCAAGACUCCCUCUGACCUCAGCGGCCAAAAACUGGGAAUUAAUAACAAUAACCUGGAGGAGCGUCCGUAUCUGCAGCAGCAGUACGUGUGCCAGAGGAUCCCACACACGGACGUGUGCGCCCUCACAGCACUGCCGCCCGGCGUCGACCACGCAGAGUGGCUCGCCAGCAACACGGUGGCAUUUUUCAAGCAUAUAAACCUGUUCUCCAGUGCGCUGUCUGAGUUCUGCACACCCAGCACCUGCCCAACUGCCUGUGGACCAGGCAACACGGUUUAUGUUUGGACCGACGACCACGGCAGGAAGCUGAAGUGCUCCGCCCCGCUUUACUUCGACUACGCCAUGUCAUACAUUCAGGAGCUACUGACGGAUGAAGAUGUGUUCCCCACAAAAGCAGGGUCAGGUUUCCCCACGGGCUUCAUCUUUCUGGUCCAGAAGGUGUUUUUGCUGUUUUUCAGGACUCUGGCUCACAUUUACUGGGCUCACUACAAAGAGACGCUGGCGUUGGGCCUGCACCCACACCUCAACACACUCUUCACACACCUCAUACUCUUCUGCCGGCAGCACGCCCUGCUAGAGCCGGAGGACACUGAGCCGCUGCAGGACCUCAUCACAGCUCUGGGACAGCAAGGCGGAGCCUGAGGAGCAGACGCAAACAUUCAUCAUACCCAUUUACUUGUAUCUGGUUAUAAUGCUUUAUUAUGCAUCUCACCACGCUGGGCCAAACUUAAACAUACUUCACUGCAUGUAUUUUAUUUUAAAGGUCUGAAAGUACUGUUUUCUGAACAGUAUGCGGGAGAAUGAAUGAGUCUGUGUUGCUUUAAAAAGCAGCUCAUCAGACCGGCUCCUGUUGUAUAUAGCUUGUUCUCAUCAGUUACCGUGCUACUGCGUGAAAUUGUAUUAUUGCAUGUCUAUUUUAACAUUAUAGCGCAUUGUUAUAUUUUGAUAAGGUCAAGAAAUCUUCAAGGUAACUUAUGUCUUCCUCAUAAAUCGAAUCGUCCCCUGGUGUCCUCUCCUGUAAGACACCAGCCGACCCCGGACGGUUCAGUUGUUACAAACAAAACGUGCCAUCAUUAAUGCAAAUGUGACCACAACUGCAUGGAAACAGCACAGCUUAUCUCUACAUCUGUAAGUAUGAUACUGUAUUCUGUAAUAAACAAAAUGAAGGACAGUUUUCUGGAUACGA